AUGAAACUUUACUAUAAUGGUGAAAUAGAAGUGGAGGGGGAUGCCAAAGGGAAGAUUGAUACAAACGAUGUUCCUGUGUCGAUUGGACGCAACAGCGAAGGGAAUCGGGAACAUUACAUUGGACUUGUUGAUGAGGUUGCAAUCUGGAACGUUGCACUUAGCGAUGCCGAGGUGCAGCAAGCGAUGGACCAGGUUUUUGCUGUUGAGGCUGUAGGCAAACUGUCGGUGCGUUGGGCUGACUUGAAAAGCGAUUACACUGGAAAGUAG
Molecule: messenger RNA, 267 nt
Organism: Geodia barretti
Lineage: Eukaryota; Metazoa; Porifera; Demospongiae; Tetractinellida; Geodiidae
Source: the annotation of a GenBank genome assembly